UCAAAUGCUGCCCUAUCGCGCGGCGACCAACUGAGUCAAGCUCGAGUCACAUCGCCCAAAUCGGAUUUGCAAAACGGCGAAAGACGCAAUCUUCUUUGUCUCCCCGAUCUCACAGAGAUGUACGCCGCCGUUAGAGCUGCGAUUCUCAGACCACAAAGCUUGUCUUCUCACCUGAAAACCGCGUUUUUCCAUUCUACUCCUGUCUUAGAACGCAAACGUCGCACUUCCUGGGAUUCGAAAUCACAUGUUCACAAGAAGAGGUUCAGAAGAAUGAGGGAAAAGCAAGAAUUAUUGCGUAAUGUGAAUGCUUUUGCGUCAAGCAUGUUUACGAGUUGGCAUGAUGAGUUUGAUGACGAUGAGCCCCCCUCGCGGAAGCAAAACUCGUGGUACAAAAAGCAGUACUCCAAGGAACCCAAAGGAAAAUGGAAUGGCAAAAACGGCUCCCCGAGUUGGGGUAAAAGGCACUUCGAUUUCUGUGAAGUUGAUGAGGACUUUGACGUGGACUAUGUAUUCCGAACUGCUUUUGGUGGAUCCCGAGGUUUCUCUUUUUCAUUCACCCAUGAUGAGGAUGAACCUCGAUGGCAGCAUCAUCACUCUUCAAGGUUUUCCAACAACUCUAAGAGGUCAUGGAGAUGGAAACAUCGAAUGGAUGAAGAAGAAGAAGAAGAUGGCUAUACUUCAACAGAAUCCAGUGACUCUGAGUCUGAGCCAAACCAAGCUUCUCAUAGACAGGCACUUGGCCUGAGUCCUUCUGGUCCAUUAAACCUUAAAGACGUCAAAAAUGCAUAUCGAACUUGUGCAUUAAAAUGGCAUCCUGAUCGUCAUCAAGGGUCUACCAAGGAGGCGGCUGAAGCCAAGUUCAAGCUCUGCAGUGUGGCUUAUCAAUCUUUGUGCGAAAAGCUAGCAGUGAACUAAGAUAGAGUUAGAUAGGUUUUGAUUACGUAGAGAUAUCUCAUCAAAUAAUUUCCAAAAUAGUUCAUUUCUAAGCUUUGGCAAAAGCCAAUGCACUACAGGAUACAAACAAUGCCUUUGUUCUGUCAUUUUUUUGUUAUUAAACUUUCUUAAUUUACUAGUGAUGUGUAUUUGUAUCU
Eutrema salsugineum is the source of this 1091-nucleotide messenger RNA. RefSeq lists its product as uncharacterized. The coding region runs from base 118 to 915 and encodes 265 amino acids. The transcript is spliced from 6 exons. Lineage: Eukaryota; Viridiplantae; Streptophyta; Magnoliopsida; Brassicales; Brassicaceae. The record is from RefSeq and is a predicted model, not a curated record.